This is a messenger RNA of Setaria italica (foxtail millet), 2016 nucleotides long. Its product is annotated as CHD3-type chromatin-remodeling factor PICKLE. Lineage: Eukaryota; Viridiplantae; Streptophyta; Magnoliopsida; Poales; Poaceae. The transcript is spliced from 9 exons. Gene Ontology annotation, molecular function: zinc ion binding. Bases 334 to 1650 code for a protein of 438 amino acids. The record is from RefSeq and is a predicted model, not a curated record.
CGGCCGUCCGCCCGUCCGGUUCUUCCCCCCCCUCCCCCCGCUCUCCGUCUCGGACUAUCGGCCUUCCUUUCCGGCAGCGGCGACGACAGGGCGAGUUGCGCCCGCCAGUUCUUCGUCGGGCGACGGGCGCUUCGCCGGCGACGAGCAUCCGACAGGGAUCUAUUGCUAUUUCUCUGGUGAUGCCUGCAAUUCGGAUCAAAACUGAAGGAUAGGAGGAAUAUAUAUAUAUAUAUCUAUGAGUUGAGGUUGAGGGAACUUGUUUUCAUAGAAUUUGGAUGAUUGGAUUACUUAAUUAUGUUUGAAUCUCAUUAAGCAAUAUUCUGCAACAGAUAGAUGACUCCAAAAUGGAGCGAAUGCUCUUCAAAUAGCUACAGAGAACUAUCUUCACAUGAAAAUGGAGAGUGCAAAUCAACCUUAACAGAAAAAGUCCCUUUGCCCAAAAGCUGUUUUGAUUUACCAACUGCCAACACAAUGUGCUCCCUAUCUGCACAGAAGAAGGAUGGCAAUGUUUAUAAAAGGCGGAAGAUGGACAAGGAUUCAAAUUCUCUUACAACAUAUGAAGAGGCUAAAGAAACGAUGACUCAAAAUUGUGCAACGUCUGAUGACCACUCGUCAUUAGUGCUACCGGUUGUCUCCUCAGAAGCAAUGCCUUUCAAUUCAACAGCCAACACGACAGGUCCUAUCCUAGAUUGUGAAGAGGCUACCGAGGUUUCAUUGGAGCCAAAUUCUGCUACGAAUGGUAGAAGCUUGGUUUCAAGUAUGUCACCAUCUUCCAUGGUUCUAGACAAAAAGGAUGCUGCUGAAUGUUCGUCCUCAAAUAUCAGCCCUACAGAACCAAUUACUGAGCAUAUGUCACCAAGGGAUCUUUGCAUUGCCAUACUGAAAAAAGAUGGACUUAUAACUGAAUCAAGAGCAAGAAUAAAAGAUGAUUUCACUGAUAGUGAUGCCAACCCAAUGUUGGCAUGCAAUACUUGUGGCUGCUUGGAGCAUUCAUUAAAGAUGCUAAUAUGUGAUUCUUGUGAAGCAGCAUUUCAUCUGUCUUGUUGCGCCCCUCCUAUUAAGGAACUACCAACUGAUGAAUGGUACUGUGCGCCAUGCUUGUGUAAGAAACCUAAGAGUGUUUACGGCAAACUCUCGGAGGGCAAGGUCCUGCCUUCCAGGAAUACUAACCAAAGGCCUCAUGGCAUGAGUCAUAUAGAUUACAUGCUGAAGGAUGCUGAACCAUAUGUUACUGGGGUUCGAAUUGGUAGAGAUUUUCAAGCAGAAGUACCAGAAUGGUCUGGUUCAACUUCGAGCAGUGAUGGUUAUUUUGAUGAGCCCUCUGAAUUUGACCCCGCUGAACUAACCAAUUUUAAUUUGUGCAAAACGAGUAAUCAAAGCCAAUCUUCCAUUGGUAAUUGGAUACAAUGCCGUGAGACUUUGAACCCAGGAGACUCCGACAAGCAAGUUGUCUGUGGCAAAUGGAGAAGGGCACCCCUAUAUGUUGUACAGACAGAUGAUUGGGAAUGUUUUUGUUGUCUUCUUUGGGAUCCAGCACAUGCUGAUUGUGCUGUUCCGCAGGAAUUGAAGACCAGUGAAGUUCAGAAGCAGCUGAGGUUUGUAAACAUGGUGAAGAAACAGCUGGUGGACCAAAACCAAAAUCCCGCUUAAAUUCCAGUAUCAUAGCGGGGCGGUUCCUUAUUGUAUGAAUUACUGUAUGUGGGGGUUAUCAUGUUACUAGCCAUCGGUAGUCAAUAGAACAUAUGGGAAUUUUGCUGUUGUAGCCUGCUCAACUAAUCUGACUGUGUACACCGUUCUGGCGUUCCCCUCUGUACUGCCCUCUAUAGGUUUGUGGUACAAAAAGAGUUGUACAACAUAGGUCUGUCCAGUUUUGGAAGCAGCGUGUUGAUACUGUUGUAGUCGCUGCUAAAUGUUUCUGUAAUCCUGCCCCAAGUUUUGGUCCAUGUAACUUUUGGAUGAGGUUUGAUCAAGGGGGAAAAGUGGAAAGCCAACUAGCAUCAGGUAUUGUGUGCGCCA